UGUGACUCAGAUUAUGGCGUGGGAAUUCAACAGAUUUUAGAGUUCAAUGAGUACAAACAAUGCACGGCCCGGCUUGCAUCCACAUUGUUGUCUGCUUCUUCUACGUUGUGGUCCCCACGACGUGAUGCCUACGACGCCUGCAGGAAGCAACGCCCAUAUCUAUAGCGGCCGACAGCAUGAUCUCACGGGAUUCUUGUUUUCUGUCUCGGGCGGAUAUGCUCGUUCCGGUUGCUUGAAAACCCAACGCCAAGGUGUAGCGGCGACCUCUGCUAAGUACAUAAAUUGGGACUGGUGCAUCAAGAUGAUCCCCAAAGCAACUGGAAUAUCAGGCUCGCCAUGCGCGUUAGGAAAGGCUUGGAACCGGAACAAACGCUCCUUUCCACCGUCAUGGACUUUUAUGGCCGAAAAGCGGACGAAUUUAUGCGCCAUCUGGCUGCGUAUUUCUGUUUCCGGAGAAAACGCGUCUCCACGAUCACACGUGAUCGCCUCUAGAGAGGCGCAUAAAUGCUGCUUUGGAUCACCUCGAGGCCCUUAUCAGCAAUGCAGUACCAUUAUCGAGGGCCUUGUCUUCCUGUCUAGGAAGAUGUUCCUCUACUGUUGACGAAGCGGUGGCGUUAUGAAUAGGGGACCCUAUAAAGGAUGUCGACGUGGUUCCAUCCGAAAUAGAGACACAAUUUAUGGACAGGGG
This is a messenger RNA of Guyanagaster necrorhizus, 688 nucleotides long. RefSeq lists its product as uncharacterized. Bases 47 to 601 code for a protein of 184 amino acids. The transcript is spliced from 2 exons. The record is from RefSeq and is a predicted model, not a curated record. NCBI's taxonomy places the organism in Eukaryota, Fungi, Basidiomycota, Agaricomycetes, Agaricales, Physalacriaceae.